GAAAAUAAUUGUCAGGGAUUGAAGGGAUGAAAUGAAUUGGUCAUCGAUCGAACUCGAACUUUGAUAUUCAAUUUGACCCUUGAAAUUAGCUGGCAGUGAAUAAUACGACCACAGAGGUGUCUUCAGCAUCUUUAACCUUUAUUUAUGGAAUCGAUUGAAAAUUGUCAAGGCCCUGGAUAAUCUUAAUUUAGGAAUUCAAAAAUAGUCGAAUAUGUUGAAUUGCUCGUAUUUGAUCCGGCAUGGUGAACGAUUUAAGAUUCGCGAAUUACCGGCAGCACGUGCCCCUAUGGUCACGCGCGCCGAGCAAGGCGAUGGAACGGUACGAGCGAUUAGCGCGACUUGGAGAGGGUAGUUACGGUGUUGUCUUCCAGUGCAGAGAUCGGCAAACUGGAAGAUUAGUAGCUGUGAAAAAAUUCCAACAAACCGAAGAUGACCCCCUCAUACGAAAAAUUGCGCUACGUGAAAUACGGUUGCUUAAGAAUCUUAAGCAUCCGAAUCUGGUCAAUCUUCUAGAGGUAUUCAGACGGAAACGGAAAUUGCAUCUAGUCUUCGAAUAUUGCGAAUACACGCUGUUGAACGAGAUGGAGAGAUAUCCGAACGGAUGCCCGGAAAUUACCAUAAAACAACUCACGUGGCAAAUUCUUCAGGGUAUCGCGUAUUGUCAUCGAUUGGGUUGCGUUCACAGAGACGUGAAACCUGAAAAUAUUCUGAUCACAGGCGAUGGUGUAGUAAAAUUGUGCGAUUUUGGUUUCGCACGGAUGCUUAGCCCCGGUGAAAACUACACAGAAUAUGUCGCAACGAGGUGGUAUAGAGCUCCUGAACUUCUGGUCGGAGAUACUCAAUAUGGUACACCAGUCGACGUAUGGGCAAUUGGUUGCGUUUUUGCAGAGUUAAUACGAGGAGAAGCUCUGUGGCCAGGAAAGUCAGAUGUGGAUCAAUUGUAUUUAAUUAGAAGGACUAUUGGAGACUUGUUACCAAGGCAUAUAGCCGUUUUCCAACAGAACGAAUUUUUUACUGGUAUCACAUUACCAACACCUCAAACUCUCACUCCUCUUGAAGACGCUCUGCCUAAUAGAGGGAAUAUCGUUCUACAACUUGACUUUCUCAAAAAAUGUUUUGACAAAGAUCCAGAUAAAAGAUGGUCUUGUGAACAACUUUUGCAACACCCAUAUUUUGAGAAUUUUCACUAUAAAAUGCCUGAAGCAGAAAUGGAAGAAUUUGAAAAACUUAAAAAAUACCGAGAUCGAUCACGGAAUAGUAAUUACAGUCAAAUGGUAUUACCACAACUUCCUAAAGCUGGUGCUUCAGUAAAUAGUCAAAAUGAAAAUCGGCCGAGAAGCUCCUCCAUGCAUCAUCAGCAGGACUUUGAUCACCUGCCUACUAUUAAAGGUUGCAAUUAAGCUCCUCUGUGAUUGUAAUAUAUUUAUAUAUAUAUAUAUAUUUAUUUAUUUAAACUUUGUAAAUCUUCAUUAUAAAUCAAUGAUUGUUGAUAUCUUUUAUUUUUACCUUGCACAUUUAUCUUUGAAACUGAACAGAUUUUGUUCUAUUAGCAUGA
Molecule: messenger RNA, 1555 nt
Organism: Osmia lignaria (orchard mason bee)
Lineage: Eukaryota; Metazoa; Arthropoda; Insecta; Hymenoptera; Megachilidae
Product: cyclin-dependent kinase-like 4
Biological process (GO): protein phosphorylation
Cellular component (GO): nucleus
Molecular function (GO): ATP binding; protein serine/threonine kinase activity
Source: RefSeq, a predicted model, not a curated record